GGUCUAUCUAUCUACAGAUCAAAGAAGAUAGGCCGGAGGAAAUCAGUGAAUCAACGGCGCCAGAGAGAGAGGGAGCAAAAGGGGAGGGAGCUGAAAUCGACGGAAGCAGAAGGGAAGAUGCUGGGAAUGGCAGGGGCGGGGAUUGAAUCCCAGCCGUGGACUCUAUUAUCCGUUAUCAGACGAGGUGGAGAUGCCAGGCGGCUGUUCAUCUUGAUUCUACUCAAUGCCACCUAUUCGUCCGCGGAGCUGCUAAUCGGCCUCGGCACCGGUCAGAUAGGGCUGGUCUCUGAUUCGUUCCAUCUGACGUUUGGAUGCUGCAUUCUUCUUUUGUCAUUAUUUGCUAUGGCUCAGUCAAGACAAGAACCCGAUGUGACGUUUACAUACGGGUAUGAGAGGCUGGAGGUGCUUGCCGCGUUCACAAAUACUCUGUUCUUGCUUUUUCUUGCUUUCUCGUUGUGUGUGGAGGCGCUUCACGCAUUCAUCGAAGAUGAAAGUGAGCAUAAGCAUUACCUGAUUGCUUCGGCUGUCGCGAACCUCCUUGUUAAUCUCCUUGGGGUUCUGUUUUUCCGGGGCCACUCCCGGAUCAGCUUAGUUUACAGAUCUGCCCAGGAUAUGAAUCGCCAUUCCAUCUUUCUUCAUGUUCUAUCCGAUUCUAUACGCAGUGCUGGAGUGAUUCUUGCAAGCUGGCUUCUUGCAAUGGGGGUGGAGAAUGCAGAGACGAUCGUGUUAGGGCUCGUCGCCGGCAUAAUUCUUAUGAUCACCUUCCCCCUCUUCUGCGCUUCAGGAAACAUACUGCUCCAGUCACGGCCCCCAAGAGUUCAAGCCGGGGCUUUGGCCAAAGCCCUCCGAGAGGUGACUUCUUUUGACGGAGUUGUAGACUGUUUCGAGCACCAUUUCUGGUCUCUCGUUCCAGGCUAUGCAGUUGGCACCCUUGGACUUCAUGUCAAAGACGAUGCUGAUGAGCAGAGGGUACUGCAGCACACACACACUGUUUUUGCUUACCUUGGAGUCAACGAUCUGACAGUUCAAAUCGAGAAAAACAGAUGAUGAUGAUGAUGAUUCAGCAGUUUUCGAGUCUGUUGUCUGUAUUUUAGUUGGUGGUCUGCUGCCGUCCGAGAUCAAUUUCCUUAAGUUCCCUUUGCAUUCACCUUUUUUCAAUUUUGUUGUUGUUGUCGUUGUUGUUGUUGUUGUUGUUGUUGUUGUUGUUGGUUAUCAUUUGUGGUCAACCAUCUGGAAAUGCCUUUAAAUCUUAAAAAUAAUAAUAAAUCAUAAAUAAAAUU
This is a messenger RNA of Chara braunii, 1280 nucleotides long. The record is from the annotation of a GenBank genome assembly. Lineage: Eukaryota; Viridiplantae; Streptophyta; Charophyceae; Charales; Characeae.